CGUCAUAGCCCCGCGACUAGGUGAAAGGACAGCAAAGAAGGAAACAUGGCUGCAAGGUUACUGCUCCGCUCAGCUUUCCGAGCCGCGUCAACUUGCCGGGCGGCCCCGGUGCCCGCCCUGACCCGCGGCAUGGCGGCUGGAGGGAUCCCCACUGACGAGGAGCAGGCCACCGGCCUGGAGAAAAUCAUCAUGAAGGCCGCCAAGGAGGGCGCGGACCCCUACAGCAUGAUGAAGCCUAAAGAGUACGCUGGCUCCAAGGCCGAUCCUCACCUCGUUCCCUCCAUCACUAACAAGAGGAUCGUGGGAUGCGUCUGUGAGGAAGACAACACGGCCGUGGUUUGGUUCUGGCUCCACCAGGGCGAUGCCCAGCGCUGCCCGUCCUGUGGGUCCCACUACAAACUGGUGGCCCACCAACUCCCCCACUAACCCCCACACACACACACACACACACACCUCUCUUAACAUAGACGUUAGUCUUCAGAACGACUACAAGAAACAUCAGACUCGGUCUCCAGGAUGAUUUAUUUAUCCUGGAACAGAGGGGAUACAGCUACGGCCGGACCUUAACGCAAAAUCUGUCCUCAAAUCUCGGCUAAUAAAAUAAUAUAAUUUGAAUACUUUUUCACCCAGGAAACGCGCCCGUUCUUCGGGAGUGUUUUAACCCCCAAAACUCUCUUUCCAAAAAACUGUAACUGUCGUCGCCGUAGCUGUAUCCCCUCUAGCCUUCGACCCGUUCUUUCGGUUUCUUCCCACUUCCUGGAGUUGUGAGUUGCCGUCGUCCGAUUGGUCUCUUGACUCGUUCUGUCUCGUACUUGAUAGACUUGCUGACCUCAAUCAGUCUCUGCUUUACACGUCGGCAGUGACACAGGGAUCACGUGUGGUUUGGGACACAAGUGUUUCUUCAGACAUUUCCAUUCAGCGUUCAGUUUACAUUCUCACACACACACACACACACACACACACACACACACACACACACACACACACACACUUGUACUGUACAAUGUUACACAUUCGGGUCCACCUCACUCCUAUUACUCAACCAAUAAAGGUUCUGAACUCUUAA
This is a messenger RNA of Perca flavescens (yellow perch), 1066 nucleotides long. RefSeq names its product cytochrome c oxidase subunit 5B, mitochondrial. Gene Ontology annotation, biological process: mitochondrial electron transport, cytochrome c to oxygen. The coding region runs from base 46 to 426 and encodes 126 amino acids. The record is from RefSeq and is a predicted model, not a curated record. Lineage: Eukaryota; Metazoa; Chordata; Actinopteri; Perciformes; Percidae. Gene Ontology annotation, cellular component: respiratory chain complex IV; mitochondrial envelope. The transcript is spliced from 4 exons.